GCAGCGGGCUGGGUGUUGCGGUGUAUAUAUUAUAUAUUGUAGGCCUCACCACGCGUACUUGACAGACUGACAGUGUAUCCGGUCCGGCACGCCCCGCAAGCUGUCAUCCACCGGCUACCCUCUAUAUAACAGCGCAGCUCUGAUAUACACACAUAUACCCACGCGGAUAUGCUUCCGUUUGCCAGUGCAUGUGCAUAGUCCCAACCGUGUCUUACGAAGGUAAGAAGCGCCGGGACGUUGCAGUUCAGUCAAACGUUCGGAGAAAGUCGCGCAUUCAAAAAUCCACUCGCGCGCGAGUUUGUCUUUUUGCUACGCAGCCAGCAGAGCGGCGCAGCGGAGCGUGUAUGAGGCGAGAUCGGACAGAGAGUGUUAUUCCGAGACACUCCUGGAGGAAAACUACUUUACGACGACAACCGGUCAACGACGCCGACAAACGCUCUCAGCUGGGAUAGUAUCAAGAUAUAUAUCUGUGCGUGGCUGUGUGUGUUUGUGUUUACAUCAAGCUUCCACGAUGCCUACGUACCGCACGUACACCGCCUGAGCACGAACUACGUCACGGCCGCCCCUGCCGCCGCGCAUCGUGGGGGCUUUCAUAGUGGAAUUGACGACAACGUGCUGACAGACUAUCUGGAUUCGAUAUCAAGCUAGGGGUAGACGAUCGAUCGCCGCUGCUCUCGCUUAACGAAUAUGGAUGUAGAACAGCAGCAGCCACAGCAAUCAGAAAUAGACUCCGACGCGGUAGAAAUGUCUCCCGAUUUCGUCCGACUACGACAGAGUUGUAAACUGUCCACCCCUGCCAAGACAUGCAAACCAGGAGUGGUCAAGAAAUUCAGACGCAAAGUCUCGCAAGCGUUUCUUGCGAUGUCUCCAAAUCCCAUGCGUAGUUGGAACAGCACAGACGAGGUGCUGCUCUGUAGAAACACCGAUCUCUUGCAAGCCGUCGAGUGGUAUUGGGGCGACAUUUCAAAGGAUGAUACUCGUGGAAGCCUAAAGAAUACUGUAGAUGGGACCUUUCUUGUCAGGAAUGCCACGAACAGCGUAGGAGAUUUUGCACUUGCCGUCAGGAAAGGAAGCAGCACGAGGUUGAUUAAAAUAUAUUACGACGAAGGUAUGUUUAGUUUUACUCCACGCGGCCAGAGACCCACAGAGAAUUCACUGCGCUUUGAAAGCGUCCUGACACUUGUGCAUCACUUCGAGGAGACGUCUCUGGAAGUAUGUAAUAGCCGGGUGGACACAAGACUGUUGUAUCCGAUGUCGCGCUAUGCUAACGGGGAUGCGGACGAGCAGGGAGACAAGGAUGUCCUGAAGCAGCGAUUGCUAUGCGUCAAUAAGGAGCACAUGAAGCUGUCACUGCAGUACAGCCGCUACCAGGACGAGCAGGCCGCUCUAGCUACACAGAUGCAGCUGAAAAAGCAGGCGGCGCACGCGUUUGUACCAACGAUCACAUUUUUUGAGGAGCAGAGUAGCACACUCAGGAAGCAAACAUCCGGUUUCGACAACGCAACUGAGCAGACCAGGGUCACCAUGGCACACACGACCCUGAUGCGGAGGCUAUCAGAGAUCAGAUCGCGCGCCGACGAGCUGUCUGCAGAACUAGCGACGGACGGCGGUCAGUACCACGACCUUGACCGCGCCAUGAACUCCAUGAAGCCUCGCGUGAUAGAACUGCAUAAGCGCAUGAUGGAGUUCUCGGAAUCAUUGAAGCUGCUUGGUGUGUCUAACAGGACGCUAGAGCGCUGGCUGCAGCGGGCGUCAAUACUGGCUGACGAAGACUAUAGCUGUGCGACAUCGAGCACAUCUACAGACUGGGAAGCGAGAGCAGACGCCGAGGAGGAAGAGGAGAACGAAGAGGCAGCGGGAGGAAGAACCUUACCGCACCACGACGAAGCGACGUGGUUUGAAGACCGAGUGAUACAACGCGCCGAGGCCGAGCGGAUCCUCCGUGACCGGCCGCCUGGAACGUUCUUGGUUCGGCAGAACCAGCAGCAGCAGUACUGCCUGUCCAUCGUGGGACCUGCGACAGUCAAGCACUGCAUCAUCGAGCAGGGCGAGCAGGGAUACGGAUUCGCUGAGCCCUACAACAUCUACAAAAGCCUGAACGAUCUCGUGCUGUUCUACCAGCACAACACUCUAGCAAAGCAUUCGGACGAAUUGCCCAUAAUGCUUCAGCAUCCUGCAUUCGCAUAGCCAGUGGUCGGGCAUAGCACGAGAGGUAGGCUGGAAAACAGCUUAUAAGUACACAUGACACUGGCCAGGAGCCUAUACCAGGUGAUCGAUGAAAAGCCAGAAUGAAGACCAUGUUACACGACAAUGCAAAUGAGAAUUGUUCUGUUCUUCCAGGUGUGGUUUUAUGUUUCAGGAAUAUACAUAUAUAUAUAUAUAUAUAUAUGAACAAAUUUGGUUAUUUUAACAUGAUAUAUGCCUAGAUUAUUCGGAAAUGAAAUAUAUUUAUAGAGAGAGACUAUUUUAAAAUAAAGAGUACCUCUAUAUGCUCUACACACAA
This is a messenger RNA of Priapulus caudatus, 2503 nucleotides long. RefSeq names its product phosphatidylinositol 3-kinase regulatory subunit gamma-like. The transcript has 12 exons. Lineage: Eukaryota; Metazoa; Priapulida; Priapulimorpha; Priapulimorphida; Priapulidae. Gene Ontology annotation, cellular component: phosphatidylinositol 3-kinase complex. Gene Ontology annotation, molecular function: 1-phosphatidylinositol-3-kinase regulator activity. The coding region runs from base 688 to 2187 and encodes 499 amino acids. The record is from RefSeq and is a predicted model, not a curated record. Gene Ontology annotation, biological process: insulin receptor signaling pathway; phosphatidylinositol phosphate biosynthetic process.